GCUUAUCAUCAGCGGAGGAUGCUGUUACUGCUGUCGGUACAAACCGCCCGGUGGUAACGUUCACGGAGUAGCCGUUACCAGUUAGUGACCCCGGUCCGGACGGGUGUUCCCCCGGCUGGGCUCCAGCUCCAGUCGUUCCCCCGGAGAGAGGAAGGACCGCCGGGUUGACGCGCAGCGCUGGUCACGACAGUUAGCCUAAAACUGGACAGAAAUUGUGAGAGGAAUUGGAGGAAUAACAACCCCUACCUGUCCGACUGGAUUGUUUAAAUUGUUUUAAGGUCUUUUUCGGCGUUGUGGAUUGUUAAUUUCGUUUUUUUUUCCUCCGGAGCGGCUCCGUCUGGGUACCGAGGAGGAUCGGAGCCUGAAGCCGGGCUGGAGCGCUCAGAGCUGGGGAACCGCGCGGCUCUCAUCCGGUCCAGAGCGGUGCUGUUGGGGGGAGACAUGGCGGCACUGAGGCGGGAGGUUCUGCUGUUCCUGGCGGGCGCCCUGCUGGUCUCCUGCGGCGCUGCGCCCACAGACAUCCUGUAUCGGGUUCCCGAGGAGCAGCCGCCCAACACGCUGAUCGGCAGCCUGGCGGCCGAUCAGGGCCUGCCCGACACCGGACACCUCUACAAGCUGGAGGUGGGCUCGCCGUACCUGCGGGUGGACGGCAAGACGGGCGACAUAUACACCACCGACAUCCCCAUCGACCGCGAGACGCUGAAAGACUGCCGCAACCUGUUUGAUGGCGAGAAAUGCUUCCUGGAGUUCGAGGUGUCGAUCACCGACAUGGUGAAAGGGAUCAGCACGGGGCCGCGGCUGAUCGAAGGCCGCAUCGAGGUGCUGGACAUCAACGACAACACGCCGCAGUUCUCCUCGCCCAUCCUCACCCUGUCCAUCCCCGAGAACACGCACAUCGGCGCCCUCUUCUCCAUCCCCAUGGCGACCGACCGAGACUCCGGCAUCAACGGCGUGGCCGAGUACUCGCUGACCACGGGGCUGGACGCCGACCAGCUCUUCACGCUGCAGGUCGCCGUGGACUCGGACGAGAAGCUGCCUCAGCUGGUCGUCAUGGGCAACCUGGACCGCGAGAAGAAGGACUCGUACGACCUGAACAUCCGGGUGGUGGACGGCGGGAAGCCGGCGAGGGCGAGCAGCGCCCUGCUGCGGGUCACCGUCACCGACCAGAACGACAACGCGCCCAAGUUUGAGAGGAGUCACUACGAGGCUGAGCUGCCUGAGAACAGCCCGCAGGGACACUCCAUACUGCAGGUCAGAGCCAACGACGCAGACACCGGGACCAACGGAGAGAUCGACUACAGCCUCCAUCAGGCGUCGGAGGCCGUCCAGAGGCUUCUGCGCAUCGACCGCUCUACAGGCAUCAUCUACGUCAAGGGCCUGGUGGACCGCGAGGAGGAGAGCUUCCUCAAGUUCUUUGUGGUCGCCAAAGAUCGUGGACCCAACUCCAAGAGCUCCAAGGUCCUGGUGACCGUCAACGUCAAGGACCAGAAUGACAACGCUCCGGCGAUCGAGAUCCGUGGUAUCGGUUUGGUGACGCAUCACGAAGGCGUUGCCAACAUCUCUGAGGACAUGCCCAUCGGCACGCCGGUGGCGUUGGUCCAGGUGUCGGAUCGCGACGAGGGGGAAAAUGCGGUUGUGACGUGCGUGGUAGCCGGCGACGUCCCGUUUCAGCUCCGACCUGCUAGCGAGUCAGCCAACGAUCGGAAGAGGAAAUACUUCCUGCAGACAACUACCCUGCUGGAUUACGAGCGUGUCAAGGAUUACAGGAUUGAAAUCGUUGCCGUGGAUUCUGGGAACCCAGCCCUGUCCAGCACCAACACCCUCAAAGUGCAGGUCACGGACAUGAACGACAACACACCAAACUUUUCCCCUGCGUUGCUCGAGGUGGACUUUGCGGAGGGCAACCAGCCAGGCGACAAGGUGCUGGAUGUCACGGCGACAGACGCAGACAGCGGCACCAAUGCAGAGCUGGUCUACAGCAUCAUCGAGUCCCAUGCCACCAGGCUCUUUGAAAUCGAAGCCAACACAGGAGAGAUUCGUGUGAGGAACCUGCUGGACCGGGAAGAGACGGAACGUUACGAAUUCCGUGUGGCAGCAGCGGACAAGGGCCUUCCUAGCAAAACUGGCACUGCUACGAUUGUGAUUAACGUUCUGGACCGCAAUGACAAUGACCCCAAGUUCAUGCUGAGCGGCUACAGCUUCUCAGUCAUCGAGAACAUGGCUCCGCUUAAUCCUGUCGGUGUAGUGACUGUCACUGACGCGGAUAAGGGCGAGAACGCCCGAGUGAGGCUGUUUGUGGAGCCGGACAACGGCAAGUUUGUCAUCCAGAACGGCACGGGGACGAUCCUGUCCAGCAUCUCAUUCGACCGCGAGAAGGAGAGCACCUACACCUUCCGCCUGAAGGCUGUGGACGCCGGUGACCCACCUCGAUCCUCCUACGUGGGUGUGACGAUCAAUGUCCUGGAUGAGAAUGAUAACGCCCCCUACGUCACCAAACCGGCAAACUCCUCCUACGUAUACAUGUCACCCGUCACCCCGCCAGACACCAGGGUGGAGACCGUAAAGGCCGAGGACAUUGACUCCGGACCCAACAGUGACCUCGUCUACACCAUCACAGGAGGAAACCCGUACGACCUGUUCGACAUCUCGCCCAGCAGCGGGGAGAUCAAACUGAUGCAGGAGUUCACCGGGAAACACAACGGGCUGCACCGCCUGGUGGUAAAGGUCAGCGAUAAAGGCAAACCUCCCCGCCACACCACCGCCCUCGUCCACGUUUUUGUCAACGAUACCAAGUCCAACGUCUCCCUCAUCGAGGCGUUGGUCGGGCACAGCCUCUACACCCCUCUGGACAGGGACAUUGCGGGAGAUCCCAACUACGCGCUCGCUCAGCGCAGCAACAUCCUGUACGGCAGCCUCGCGGGCAUCGCCGGUGUGAUUCUGGUCAUCGUAGCCGUCGUGGUCAUCCGACACCGACUGCAGAAGGACACAAAGAGCGGUUAUCAGGCCGGCAAGAAAGAGAGCAAGGACCUAUAUGCGCCCAAGCAAGGCCCCAAAAAUGGCAAAGGGAAAAAGAGCAAAAAGGGAAAAGCUCCCAAACCGGCGAAGCCACUGGAGGAAGACGAGGAGGCCAGCUUGCAGAAGGGCCUCAAGUUCAACCUCAUCAACGACACCGUAAACGACAGUCCCAGAAUCCACCUGCCCCUCAACUACCCGCCGGGAAGCCCCGACUUGGGCCGCCACUACCGCUCCAACUCCCCCCUCCCCUCCAUCCAGCUGCAGCCUCAGUCGCCCUCCGCCUCCAAGAAGCACCAGGCCGUCCAGGACCUCCCCGCCACCAACACCUUCGUGGGAACGGGCGACAACAACUCCACAGGCUCCGACCAAUACUCGGAUUACAGCUACAAGGCCAACCCGCCCAAAUACAGCAGCAAACAGCCCCCCCACCGCCGAGUGACCUUCUCCACAGCCAAUCAGGCGCAGGACCUGCAGGACGCGUCCCAGCACAGCUACUAUGACAGCGGCCUGGAGGAGUCGGAGACGCCCAGCUCCAAGUCGUCGUCGGGGCCACGAAUCGGGCCCCUGGCGCUGCCAGAGGACCACUACGAGCGGACUACGCCCGACGGCAGCAUCGGCGAGAUGGAGCACCCGGAGAAUGGUGGAGCGUCGUCGAGCGCCGAGCCGGAGAGAGGGGCCGGACAAAAAAGACUGCCUUAAGACAAAACUAAAGACACACAGAGCAUCUAAAGCUUUUUUUCUUUUUUUCUCCUCCAAUUUACAAAAAGAAAAACAGAUUAAGUCCUCAAGCUUUUUUUCCCUCUCUGCUGCAGUUCUGAGGAUUUUUUUCUCUUCUCUUCCCUCCUUGCCUGUGGUCGUGAACUGCAUUUUUUUUUUUGACUUCAUGUUGCACAUUCUUGGUACGAGUUUCCGUCGAGGAGAAUCAAAUCACAAAAAAAUUUAAAAAAAAGAUGAAAGAAAAAGCAUUUUUGUUGGAGAAAAUGUCCCGAAUAACAAGGAAUUUAAUCGUGUUUUGGUUCUUCUGGGCUCUUGUUUUUCCCUCCACGUUUUUGCUAGGCCAUUCUUCGGGAGGUGGAUUUGUUCUUCUUCUUUUUUUGUGUGGAUUUAACCGAAGCCUAAGUGGACUCGUCACGACCGCAGUGGAUUAUUGGCUCUCCGCUUUUGUUUUUUGCUCUUGUUGCCCUUUUUCUUCAGCUGUUUUUGCAACGUGAGAACUGUAGUUCCACUUUGUUUCCCCCAGUGUCACAUUUUAUGGGCGAUUCAAGCCCUUUUCAGACAUUUUUUUUCUUUAUUUUCUUCUUGGUAGCCCUGGUGCCUGUAGUUGAUGAUUGACAGUCAGGGUUCGGAGGACAGAGUGAAUGGCAGAUAAUCAGCCGACCCGCCUCCAUCCUCUCACCGGCCAAUAGAAACUCUGGUAGGAACUGACAGGAACUGUCGCAGGAAAUCUUUUUGGUGCCCAUAGUCUCAACUCAGUCAUUCGUCCCUACUCGAUCUACACAUUUAAGCUAAAGUUAAGGGAGUCUAAUAUUUUUGGGAGAUUAUCUUAUCAUCUGCUGUUAAAAGCCAGAGUCAGAUGGGAAUAUCAAUUUCAUCUCUGUGCGUCCAGGACGUGUUUAGCAUAGCUUAACAACAAGACUGGAAGCAGGAGGGGGAAACUUCUAGCUAAGCGUAAUCAAAACUGAAGAAAUACAAAGAGCCGGCACUGGGCAGCAUAUCACAGACAUGUCAGAAUUUGCUUUUAACUGCAAGAAAGAAAUGCCAAAGAUAUGUUUACAGUAUUAAUACAUUGUUCGUCCACUAGAGAGCGCUGAAAUAUCACCUGUCCAAUGUACAAAGGUUCACAAAAGCACGCACAUCUAGACGAUAAAAAAGGUGCUGGACAAAAGAUGUAAAAAUAGAGUCUGCACGCUAGAUAAUGGUCCCAUAAACAUAACAUAGCUGGUAGUAAUUACAUAUAUGUUUACAGGAGCAUUCUCUAGUGUGUGGACUCUUUAUUUCCGUCUUCAACUGUCAUAUGUCCCCCUCAGCUCAUAUGUUGGCCAAAAUUGCUUAAUAACCAAAUUUAAGGAAUCCUUAUAACACAAUUUUCUUCAUUUACUGGGUUUAUGAGCUGUAUAAAGCUUCUUUAUUGCAUCUACCAAGUCUGAUUUCCUGUAAAAAUUCCAUCCAUUCAUCAUUCAAAUUUGGUGUUUUAAUGACAAUUCAUUUUUGUUUGAGGUUUCAGAGCAUUUUUUCUUGUAGGCAUGGCCUAACUGACAUAAACAUGCUUCUCAUGUAACCAACAACUACAUGAACUCCCAGCACUAGGGUUGUCAACUGUCCCUUAUUAGCCGGGACGUUCCCUUAUAGUGGGCCAAAUGUAUUUGUCCCAUACGUGACCUCCCUUGUCCCGUUUAAUGACGGAUCUAACCACUGACUGACACAACAGCAGACGACACGCGUCAUCAUCAAAUCACAGCGCAUCGGUAUAUUUAAGUAAAUGUGCCAAUUCUUCCGCACGAAAAAGAAAAUUAGGGCAAUAUGUGAUGCUAUUCAGUCGAUUUGGCAUGUGGAAA
Sander lucioperca (pikeperch) is the source of this 5570-nucleotide messenger RNA. Its product is annotated as protocadherin-1. Gene Ontology annotation, cellular component: plasma membrane. Bases 442 to 3714 code for a protein of 1090 amino acids. Gene Ontology annotation, biological process: homophilic cell-cell adhesion. Gene Ontology annotation, molecular function: calcium ion binding. The transcript has 5 exons. The record is from RefSeq and is a predicted model, not a curated record. NCBI's taxonomy places the organism in Eukaryota, Metazoa, Chordata, Actinopteri, Perciformes, Percidae.